Saccostrea echinata is the source of this 1916-nucleotide messenger RNA. RefSeq lists its product as uncharacterized. Bases 25 to 1644 code for a protein of 539 amino acids. The record is from RefSeq and is a predicted model, not a curated record. NCBI's taxonomy places the organism in Eukaryota, Metazoa, Mollusca, Bivalvia, Ostreida, Ostreidae. The transcript has 14 exons.
CAGAAAGACUCUGUCAUACCUACAAUGAAGACUCUUGCUUUGACCGUGGCCGUACUUUUGUUAGUACAUCUUGUUUCUGCCCAAAUUACGUGGACCAGAACAUGGACUACAGGUCCUAACGGAGGAGGCGGUGGGGACUUCAGUCAGCUCUUUCGAGAACUUCUAAACAAUCUCCCAAAUGCACCGAGCUUUAAACAACUUAUUAAUUACGGAGGACAGCUUCCUUCUAGGAGACCUAGUAUUCCCCGCCCGGGUUACACACCAAUUGUUCCGUCCAACGGUCCCCCAGUACCUCCCAAAGAAACCAAUGAUCAAUACAACCCCAGGCCAACACAGCCACAGCAACCUAGUGAUAUUAAACCAAUGACAACAACGUGCACAAAAGAAUACCAGAAACUUAGAGGACACACCCUCUGUAUGACGGACAAACCUAACGUCAGUAAACAGGGCAUCACAGAAGCCAUGAAGAAAGCCAUUCUUGACCAACACAACAGACUGAGAGCCACAGUUCAGCCACCCGCAAUGGACCUGGUAGAACUAAAAUGGGACGAGAGACUUGCUGCCGUUGCUCAGAAAUGGGCCAAUCAGUGUGAAGCAGGUCACGACAGAGAAAGAAGUAUUCCUUCCAUCGGGAUGUCGAUUGGACAGAACGUUGCCGGGGGUUACCGCACGUGGGAGCAGGCGGUACAGAUGUGGUGGGAUGAAAUCGACAUGUGGACCUACGGCGUGGAACCAGACUCCUACCUUGGCCCUGGGGGAUGGAAGAAAAUUGGACACUUUACGCAGAUGGCACAGAAUGGUACCUACCUCGUAGGGUGUGGUUUUGCUGUGUGUGACAGAACAACUUUUACGCGUUACUACGUUUGUGAUUAUGCAGCUGGACAAUCCAAUCUGGCUUCUCCUUAUACCGCCGGAAGAAGAUGUAGCAAAUGUCCAAAAUUCUGCAGGAAUGGGCAAUGCGAUUGCGGUGGUAAAGUUUGUUACAAUGGCGGUACUCUCAAUAUUGAAACUUGUCAAUGCCAGUGUCAAAAGCUGUACAAAGGACCUACUUGCGAGCAAUUGGAUUGUCCGGCCGAGGAUAAGUGGGUGUGUGGUAGAGACUGGACCCCGUCCUACUGUGGAAAAUUUGUCAACGUCCCCUUUGACUGUCCCUACAUGUGUGGCAAAUGUGGCAACACAAAUGAAGAUGUUAUGGUUGCCGAGAGCGAGAAACCAAAACCUCCCUUCGUGUCUGCGUUCGGGUGCAAGUACAGCGGCAAAAGAUCCAGUCGUGAGGAGUGUCGAGCGUAUGGGGACCGCGGCCUGGACAUUAACCAGUGUGGAACUAAAAAAGGCGAAUUAACAUGCCAUGACUGUAACCGAUUUUCCAACGUUAAAAGGGAAAUGUGUCCCGUCAUGUGCGGGCUAUGUGAUCAUCCAUGUAAUGGAAAGGAAUGCCUGAAUGGGGGGACACUGGAUGUUGAUAACUGUACCUGUAAAUGUGAACAUCCCUUCAUUGGAGAACGGUGUGAAAAAGUUGAUUGCAGUAACCCAGACAAAAGCCAUUGUGACGCAUGGCCUGUGGCUUACUGCGAAAAGUACGAUAACGUUCCUAGGGAUUGUCCAAUAAGAUGUGGACUAUGCUCACUACCUAAUGGUCAAUAAGCCCUCAUUUGUUUUAAUUCUUACAGAGAAAUCCAAGCUGCAUUUUUGACUUUCAUGAUGAUCACGUUACAGGAGCUAAACAUGAUGAUCACGUGAUAGGUAUAAAAAUUCCCGUCUGUGUACAGUGUAUGCUUUAUUUGUUGUGUUUGAAUAUACAUUGUUCAGAAAUUUCUUUAUGUUAUAUCAAACAAAUGUACAUAUAUGCACUUUAUGUUUACGUGAGAAUUUAUGUUAUUUUCACUUAGUUAAAUAAAUUAUUACAAACUUUUGAA